Molecule: messenger RNA, 968 nt
Organism: Fukomys damarensis (Damara mole-rat)
Lineage: Eukaryota; Metazoa; Chordata; Mammalia; Rodentia; Bathyergidae
Product: mannose-binding protein C
Exons: 5
Coding region: 255-914 (219 amino acids)
Biological process (GO): positive regulation of phagocytosis; surfactant homeostasis
Cellular component (GO): rough endoplasmic reticulum; multivesicular body
Source: RefSeq, a predicted model, not a curated record
CCCUCCCAGACAUCCACCCUCUAUUCAGUUCCAGGACAGGUCAGGAUCUGCAGGGCAGUUUCCUGACCUCUAGUUUAAGUACAUAGUAAAAGAAAACACAGCGAUUAAAGCCAGCACCUUCAGCAUGACCUUACAUCAGCUAUCUUACCUUACCUACUGCAGCAGGAUCAGGAGCAGGGGGGAGAUCUGAUUACAAAAGAGAAUUGAAGAGAACUAAGAAAGAUACCUGCUGCCUUUCCUAGACACUGGAUCUGAUGAUCACCAUCAUUGUUUUAGCCCCCCUGGACAUUUUUGCAGACAGAGUCCCGGGCUGGAGGCUCAGCUUCCUUGUCACAGAGCCGCUGCUGUAUAGAAGCCCCAUAAUAGGUGAAGGACUCAGAGGCUUGCAGGGACCUCCUGGGAAAGUGGGGCCUCCAGCGACUCCUGGGACAAAAGGAGCAGUGGGGCCAAAGGGAGACCCUGGAGUAUGUCCAGUGUGUGGUGCUGGCAAGGCCGGUAGAGAGGAAUCUCUGCAAUCCGAACUGGAACAGAUCAAAAAGUGGAUGUUCUUCUUUCUUGGCAAAAAAGUUGGGCAGAAGUUCUUCCUGAGCAGUAAUGCAAAAAUGAGUUUUGACAGAGUGAAGGCUCUUUGUGCUCAAUUCCAGGCCUCAGUGGCCACUCCCAAGAAUGCUGAAGAGAACAGGGCCAUCAGAAAUGCUGCUCACGAAGGCGCCUUCUUGGGCAUCACGGAUGAGAAGAAUGAAGGGCAGUUUGUGGAUAUGGCAGGAAGUGCACUGACCUACACCAACUGGAAUCUUGGCGAGCCUAACAAUGCCAAUGCCGAGGAAGACUGUGUGAUCCUCCUGUCAGAUGGCAAGUGGAACGACGUCUCCUGCUCCACAUCGUUUGAGGCUGUCUGUGAGUUCUCUGUCUGAAGGAACACACCCUUCAGCACCUCUUGUCCCAGAGGCCCACGCUGUGCUUUAAAA